Molecule: messenger RNA, 1209 nt
Organism: Dioscorea cayenensis subsp. rotundata (Guinea yam)
Lineage: Eukaryota; Viridiplantae; Streptophyta; Magnoliopsida; Dioscoreales; Dioscoreaceae
Product: WAT1-related protein At4g28040-like
Exons: 7
Coding region: 61-1116 (351 amino acids)
Cellular component (GO): plasma membrane
Molecular function (GO): transmembrane transporter activity
Source: RefSeq, a predicted model, not a curated record
GUAAAAAUUUCCUCUUGCCCUCAUUCUGUGUAUCUGAGCAAGUCUGGGUAGAUUGUAGAGAUGAGACUGUGUUGGUAUGAUGGAGGAAAAGCUAUCCUGGCAAUGGUGGUGGUUCAAUCCAUCUAUGCAGCAAUGACUAUCUUAACCAAGCAAGCAUUUAGAGAGGGCUUCAAUGUCAUGGUCUUUGUGGCUUACAAACAAGGCUUGGCCUUUCUUGUCUUGUUUCCUACUUCCAUCCUUCUCAAUAGAGGAAAGAUAAAAAACUUAGCUUUGGGAUUGAAGGGUUUCUUAUGGGUGUUUGUUACUGCUGUUUUUUGUACAACAGUUACCCAGUUCUGCUAUUACCAAGGUUUAAACUUAACAUCUUCUUCAAUGGCAACAGCCAUGCUCAAUCUUAUCCCUGGUGUGACUUUUCUCCUCUCACUACUCCUUGGAUUUGAGAAAUUGAAAUGGAGGAGCUUAAGGAGCAUGGCGAAGAUUUUCGGAACUCUGAUAUGCAUAGGAGGAGCAAUGUGCAUGGCUUUGUACAAAGGCUCUUCAAUUCUCCUAUCAUCAGAACAAAAUUUGAUGCUAGGAUCCAUCCUUCUCUUCGGAACCGUUAUUGGUUUGUCUUUUUGUCUCAUUUUACAGGUUAUACUCUGCAAGCAUUAUCUUGAUCCAUUAUCACUAUCAGUUUGGCUAAGUUUCCUUGCAGCCAUAUCCUCAGCCAUCCUCACAGGGUUCAUAUAUCAAAAUUUGAAUAUUUGGAAAAUCAGAACACAAACUCAACUCAUCGCUUGUUUAUUUGGAGGAAUUAUUGAAACUGCUGUUCCAUAUUAUCUGCUGGCAUGGACACUUGCAACAAGAGGUCCUCUUUUUGCUGUACUCUUUAAUCCUCUUGGCACUGUCAUUACUACCACCUUCACCUUCUUGGUACUUGGUGAAAUUCUUUACGUCGGACGUUUGGUUGGUGCUAUUGCUGCAAUUGUUGGAUUGUACAUAGUUCUGUGGGGAAAAGUUGAGGAUUAUGGAACAAAAACAGAGCUUGAUCAAAAGGAUGAUUCAAUAGAACAAGUUGAUGGUGGAAGUGAUUUGCAUGAGCCUUUAGUAUCUGGUAUUAGAGGAGUGGAUGUUUAAAAUAAACUAUUUAAGGUUACUUCUAUUUAUGUUUUUUUUUUAACUGUUGAUUAUGAUGUUUUAAAUACUCCUUUUGUCUGUUUUUACUUGCUA